UGUCAAUCAUUCCAUCGCUCGCAGCUUCCCGCCAAUAUAAAGUUCCACGAACGCUCGCGCUGACGCCGUUUAAACAGAAAAAGUGUCAAUCAUUCAGUCGUUCGUUCCUAACCGCCUGCCGCUAUGACGUCACAUGAGUGCUGACCGCGCUACCUGUCAAUCAUUGCUUCUAGGCGAGCGUAAGAUGCGUGUGAAACCGCUAACGUUACUGUCCGUCCGCGAUGCUGGACACCGACGCAGCAUCAGCUGAGGAUAAUAACACCCUGUGCGCGUGAACGGUUUAGUAAUCCAGAGGGAAGUUAAGACGAAGCAUGGAUAAACGCGACAAGAAAGCGAAAAAGGACUCUACGAAACGCACAGGGAAGCUGUUCCGGAGGAAAUCGUUUAAACCUGUGGAAAGUUUGGUGAGUAAGAUCUUGAAAAGUUUGGUGAGCUUGGCCAGCGGCGGAGAAACAACCGAGCGCUCGGACGCUGAGGAUGAUGAUGGUGGGUUUGGAGAAAGCGCACCUUGCGCUGGAAACUCGGGACAUGUGAAACAAGAGGACAGCAGCCCGGCGAGGAAAGGUUCCUCGCUUCCGUGCCGUCCCUCCGCGAAAGAGCGACUGUUUUCGCUGUACGGGGAUAAAACGCCAGGCGUGCUGGGUCUGAAGAACCACGGGAACACCUGCUUCAUGAACGCCGUCGUGCAGUGCUUGAGCAACACGGACCUGCUCGCCGAAUACCUGUGUUUGGAGCGAUAUAAACUGGACCUGUGUCACAGGGCGAUGAACGGAUUUAUAAAGAGUGAGAACGAUCUGCAGGAGAAAGGAGAGGUUACGGAACGGCUCGCGUGCUUGGUCCGCGCGCUCUGGACUCUUCAGUACACUCCUCAACUCUCGGCUGAGUUUAAGAUGAUGGUAUCUAAAUAUGGUGCACAGUUCCGGGGGAAUUCCCAGCAUGACGCUCUUGAAUUCCUGCUCUGGCUUCUGGACCGCCUCCAUGAGGACGUCAACUCAUCUUCAGCCCUCCCCAAUGGGAAUAACAGAAGCAAAUCAAGUGGCAAGGGUCAAGAAGGAGGUGAUGAAAAGCCCGUCUCUGAUACCCUGACCCCACCACAGACACAGCCUGGUGUACGUCACAGCUUUGUACAAGAGCAUUUCCAGGCACAAUAUAAGUCAUCUCUGACAUGCCCACAUUGUCUUAAGCAGAGCAACACGUUUGAUCCUUUUCUGUGCAUUUCCCUCCCCAUACCUUUAAGACAGACGAAACCAGUGUGUGUGACUUUGGUGUUUAGCAGUAAAGGACAGCGGUAUCUGAGAGUGGGGCUCACUGUGCCUCUCUUUGGCUCUUUGGCAUGUCUGCGCCGGAUGGUGGCAGAUGAGGGCAAGAUCUCUCCUGAUCAGGUUAUAUUGACAGAGAUCUACACAACAGGUUUCCAGCGCUCGUUCUUUGAUGACGAUGACUUGACCAGCAUUGCAGAAAGUGACAUCAUCUAUGCCUUCCAAGCUCCACCCCUUUACAUUAGGGGUGGAUCUGCACGAAUCUCAGGGUUCCACCACAGUCUUCCGUCCUCUCCGUACACCUCGUCUGGCCCAGAGGGUCACAGACUGGCAGCGUCCGGAGCGCUGUCCUCGGAGUUCCUGAACCAGGCCGAUGGGAUGGUGAAGAUCUUGCUGUUGGUGUGUAAUGCAGCUGGAGCUGGACAGCAGGCAGUGAGAUUCGGUCCUCCAUUUCUGAUGAGAGAGGACAGGUCAGUGUCGUGGGACCAGCUACAGCAGAGCAUCCUCAGUAAACUCUACUAUCUAAUGAUCAAUGGAUCACAGGCACAUAAUUUCAGGGUGUUGUUCAAGAUUCGUGUUGUUGGGGGAUCUGCAGCUUAUAGCUACUUAAAUCCCCAAGACGGACGGCCACUUUAUCACCCUGCAGUGGACAGAGCUCUAAAGCUGUGCGGCUUAGGUGGACCACCGCAUGUGAAGCUCAUUGUUGAGUGGGAGCACAGAAUCAAAGACUGCCUGUUUGGUAACAUCCAAGAGGAGGUGGUGAAGGACUCGGAAAGUGUUCGUGCUCAACAACAACACCACGUUCAACAGCACAGCUGCACCCUGGAUGAGUGCUUCGAGCUCUACACUAAAGAAGAACAACUGGCCCCUGAUGAUGCAUGGAAGUGUCCUCACUGUAAGCAGCUAAAGCAGGGCAUGGUGCAGAUGAGCUUGUGGACCCUCCCAGACAUCCUCAUCCUUCACCUCAAACGCUUCCGGCAGGUGGGAGAGCGCCGUAACAAGCUCUCCACGCUGGUACAAUUCCCCCUCACUAGCCUCGAUAUGGGCCGCCACAUGGUCAAGAGGAGCAACUGUGCCCAACCACCGCCCGGCUGGAAACAACAGGCCCAUCACCGGCCCGAAGCCAGCCGACACACACUGAACUUCCUGUACGACCUGUACGCCGUGUGUAACCAUCAUGGAGGCAUGCAUGGAGGCCAUUACACAGCAUACUGCAGGAACUCAGUGGAUGGUCAGUGGUAUGCGUACGAUGACAGCAGUGUUGAGCCGGUGCCUGAGGGGGAAGUGUGCACACGUGGUGCUUAUAUCCUGUUCUAUCAGAGACGAGAUGCCAUCCCAUCCUGGUCAGCUAGCUGCUCUCGACAAGGUUCCUCCAGCUCCUCUACAUCAGACCACUGGCUCAUCCAACUGAACGCGGACAAACAAAUUUCAAAUUCAAGUAGCAAGCUGUCCAACUCAUCUUCAGCCCCUGAGCCCCAGACCCCACACAUUCCUAUCAUCCAUGAGCCUCAAAAUAAAGACAGUGAUGUAGUUGAGCCGACGCCAUUUGUACGAAGCGUCCGGGGCCACAGUAUGAGUAUGCGCUACCACUCCAAAUCCAAGACAGGGCCAGGCAAAGUUCUUCCACUGCGCUGGUCAUUUGCUUCGAAGGACCGCAGAAAGCCCUCCAGCGUUGCUCCACAAAUCGGAAACGAUGAGCUGGUGGAGUACCUUGAGUCCGGCCGGCGGCCUCGAUGCACCAAGGAGCCCAUAGUAAGUAUCGUGGCUAGUCCUUCACAGGUCAAAGCCCAGCUUUGCAAGGACGGUUCUCUGAGUUCCCCUAGCUGUGGCAGUAGUGUGGAGCAAAGUAGAUAUCAAGGUCCGGAUUCUCCCAGACUGCCUGAAGGCCAGAGCAGACCAGCAUCGGACCUUAACGGUGUCACAUCCAAUGGCUCGAUGGCCAAAAACAGUUCAAAAAGCAGACAGGAGCACGAAAGGACUCAGGCCAGCAAAUCACUGCAAAGUUCCCCUACUGUGCUGUCCAAUGGUACUAGCAACAGUGCAUCUCAUUCAAGAGACUCCACGUUAAAAGAGCUACGAAACCAGCCAGCUACGAAAAGCAGGACUCAUCCCAGACAGACUCAGAUGGCCACAGAGGAAAGCAGGAGUAAAGAUGGCCCCUUCAUCAGCACCGGCAGACUGCAGGAUAAGGAGGUGGGUCACGGGAAAACGCUUUCCAGCAAGAGCUUGACCAAACUGUCUCUAUCCAAUGGGACUCUAAAUGGAAAUGGUAUUGAGGUGAGGAAGACCGGCACUGCUCAGAAGGGCACCAGUAAAGUGGUUAACGGCAGAGAAAAGCAGGUUUCUUGGAGCACAGCUGAUAUAAAACGCGCCCACAGCUCAUCCAAUAUUCAGAGCAGGCUAGACAUGACUUUGAAAAGGACGCUGUCUCUCCAAAGAAACGGUCCCUUGGUGCCGGCCCCCCAUAAAGCGCCAGCGGUAGAUAAAUCCUCCUAUGCAACACUACAGAGAAUCAGAUACAGCAGCACUUCACUCGGCAGACAGAGACCUGUGCCCGAGUCCUGCUUCUGAUGGGUUUCAUCUCCACUGUGGGAAAUAGUAUUUGUAAAUAUGUCUUACUUAAGUCAUACUAUUGCUGUUUUGCAAAACCUAGUGAGCACUGAAAAGCAUUUUAUGCACGUUUCCAACAAAAAGCCUGGUUCAGAAGGCUUAAAACGCCUUGUUUUCACCAAAAGGCAGCAGACAGACUUUAAAGAGAUUGCACUCCUAUAAUGCAUUGCAACAAAUUCAGUGAACAAAUCCAAGACAGGAGUAAGAGUCUUCAUUUUCUCCCCACAUAAGAGCCACAGAGGACGCAAUGGAUUAGUUUUGUUUUUAAGGUAACGCGCCACUGAAUACACAUAAAAAGGAAGAAAGGGGUGAGCUGUAGCCCAUUAUCAUUUAGAGACAUGCACCGAAACGGCUCGCUAUGAACAGAGCAGUGUUUGACAAGGUAAAAACAGCUUAAGGAAUUCAUUAAGGAAUUUUAACUUAAUGAAUUCCUUAAGCUGUUUUUUUAAGUAUGUUGCAGACCACCUUAAAGAACACCUUAAAGAAUCAUACCAACCUGUGCAAAAUGGGUAUCUGAUGUCCCCUUUAACUAUAUGCACUUUUGACCCUGUGGACUUUUAGGACUUUUAUAACUCUUAAUUAGUCCAUUUACAAUGUCCCUUUUUCCUGAAAAAUUUCAUUAAUUUUUUCCACCAGACUGUCAUUUCCAGCACAUCUCAAAUUAUAUAUUGUUUAAUGACAUUCUGGGAUGGAAAUGACAGUUUGACAUUUGGAAUAAAAUGACAGACUCUUCUGUUUUACUAAGCUUAAAUUUGUAGCUAGCAUUUUAUGUAUCAUAGAUAAACACAUUUGACAAAAUUACAGCUUGAUCGCAAAUUGGGCAAAAAAAGCAAAACUACUCUAAUUGAUGUUUACCUUGUUUUUUUCCCCUUAAUUUUGUAACAAAUUUGAUUUCACCUCAAGCUGUCCACUGACACUGUUGUCUCCUUAGUAUCCAAGUACAAGUAUUUUUGAUAAUAAAUUAGGAGCAACAUUUUUGAUGUGGUGGUAAUGACACCGCAACUGUCGAACAGUCGCAACUUUUCUGAAAAACUAAUAUAUCUUCACACAGUAACUAUAGAUAUACUGUAAAAGACAUUUGAACCAUUUUAAAAGAAUAAAAUAAAAAUGCUUCCAAGUCAGUAUUAUUGUAACUGUCAUAUAGCAAAAAAGAAUCUGACGGCUAGUAGUUGAAAAUCAACCCCUGGGACUUAAAAGUUGAAAAAACACUUAAAUAUAGUAUUUAAGUUACUCUCGUGUCAUCUGUAUUGAAAAUGAUUGCGAAUUUCCCAUUUGUUGAUGAUUGCUGAGUGUCCUAUUUGUAUGACACCUUCUGCAUAUACAGAGCAUCUCAUGAGAUUCUAAUUCAGAAUCUUAGAAGGUAGCUACCUAUGUAGGGUGUAGGCAGUGAGGCAGCUCACUAGGUUUUGGAUCAGAGCUUGUGUUUCCCCUCUCAAAUCUGACAUUCUGUAUCAUAACUUUUUAUUGUUUUUAGAAACAAUAUUUAACUUGCAUAUCUAGAAGCCUGUGCUUAAAUCUCCAUUUAUACCUGCAGAGAUGUAGCAUCACAUGUAAGUGGCUGGAAUUAGCAGUAAUGAUACAGUAGGAUCUGCUUGAAGGUCAGAAUGGAGGUCUGCUUUAUGUGUUUAGUGAACUGUUAUGUAUAUUUAUGCAAGUGCCUUUUUGUAAAGAUCUCAGGAUAGGGAUCAUUACCUACUAUAUACAUACAUGCGCACACCUCACCACAGAUGAAAUAAAUCUACAGAACGCGCAAACAUUUAUUCAUCUCGCUCCCACAAUAUCCCAAACUACACUAAAUGUUUCAUAUCAACGUGCACCUUGUUCACUGCUAGAUUCACUGUUUGUUUUCUGACGGGAAACUUUGCGAGUACAAUCAGACAUUAUAGAGUUCUAACAGCGCGUUCAAGUAUCAGCUGGAAAUCGAGCAUAUAAAUAUCAAUAUGAUACAGAUGCCCACAGACUGAGAAUGAUGUGAUUUAGAAUAUGAGUGUUUUAUUUUAUUUUUGUAAGUUUUAAAUAUGAAUAUCACUCGGUCACUGUAACAGAAUAAUAUAGUAAUAGUGUAAUAUUACUUAACUCUGUUUUGCCACUCACAUUUUAAACAAUUCAUUAAAUUAUAAUCCCAGUGCACUUUCCUGAUCUCUGGAGUGAUGUGCUCUCAUAUCACUGCUCAAUCUGAAUAUGAUAAUGCUUUACGUGAACCAUUCACCUGAAAUUAGUCUCCCUGUGUUAUUGCUAAUGCACACUAAACCUGAAGACCCGUGCUUACGUAAGAUUAAGAUUAAUGUUUUUGGAUGUAAUGAUUACUGAGGACAUAUAUUCUCAUCUUCUCCUGAGAGAUUUAAGUUCUUUAUUCUUUAGGUUUUUGUACCACACAUUUUUUAAUUGUGUGUAUUAUGUGUAAUUAAACACAGGCUGAGAUGCUUGUUAAGUAGCAAGAGAUCAAGCAAGUCAUCACGGAUUUCAAAACUUUGUGCUAACCCAUUGCAACUGGUUUUAUUCUUAGAUUUUUAAGCACAACUUUUCUAAACACAUUUUUAAUGAGUUGGUUGUUCUGCUUUAAAACAGAUGCAUUUGCACCUCAAUCAAUAAAUCAUUUCACUGCCUCUGAGAUUGUCAUUCCUAUCAUGUCAUGAUUUUAUAUGACGCAACAUCGUCUAAAUGUCAAUACAACUGUAUGGUGUGAACAUUGAUUGAUUCUUGUUGUUACAGAGAUGGCAGCUAUAUUGCAGAUGCAAAUAAAGCAUUGUGACCUA
Messenger RNA from Cyprinus carpio (common carp), 6625 nucleotides. RefSeq names its product ubiquitin carboxyl-terminal hydrolase 43-like. NCBI's taxonomy places the organism in Eukaryota, Metazoa, Chordata, Actinopteri, Cypriniformes, Cyprinidae. Gene Ontology annotation, molecular function: cysteine-type deubiquitinase activity. The record is from RefSeq and is a predicted model, not a curated record. Gene Ontology annotation, biological process: protein deubiquitination.